Molecule: messenger RNA, 1626 nt
Organism: Panicum hallii
Lineage: Eukaryota; Viridiplantae; Streptophyta; Magnoliopsida; Poales; Poaceae
Product: probable 1-acyl-sn-glycerol-3-phosphate acyltransferase 5
Exons: 4
Coding region: 294-1493 (399 amino acids)
Cellular component (GO): endomembrane system
Molecular function (GO): acyltransferase activity
Source: RefSeq, a predicted model, not a curated record
CCCAGCUGCCCACUCCACUCCUCUCGCUUUCCCCUCCACCGACCAGAGACGAGAGAGCCCCAUACACCGCGGCGCCAAACCCCACCUCGCUCUCCAACCCUCCCCAUCGCCAUCGGAAUCUCAAGCCAGCGGCUGCGGCUCGCAUCGCGCCGCCGGCCAGCCCGCCGCAGCAGCCGGCGCUCCCGUCCCGCUCAUACUUCUCCCAUCAUAUGUGGAGUUUGAAUGGUGGUUCCAUUUGUGCUGGGGGUGUGAAUUUCUUGGAGGGAGAAGGAUUUUUAUUCUAGCCAUACCAAAUGGAGUGUCCAAGUUCAACUAGUUCCCAAGGGCAUCAUGUGAAUGGAAAGCAAAGCAUCGAUCCCCCUGGUCCUGCCAUCGUGAAGAAUGGACCAAGACACCGUCCACUGACUCCAAUGAGACAAUGCCGCGGAGUAUUAUGUUUGGUGGUUAUGCUAUUAACAGCAUUCAUGAUGAUGGUUUACCUGUCCCCGAUAACUACUUUCCUUGUACGGUUGUUCAGCGUGCAUUACAGCAGAAAGUCAACAUGUUUUCUGUUUGGUAUGUGGCUAGCAUUGUGGCCCUUUUUGUUUGAGAAGGUUAACAAGACCAAGUUUAUUUUCUCUGGUGAAAGUGUGCCCCCAAAGGGGCGUGUGCUGUUGUUUGCUAACCACAGGACUGAGGUUGAUUGGAUGUAUCUGUGGGAUUUUGCACUGAGGAAAGGCCAUUUGCAGUGUAUCAAGUAUAUGCUUAAGAAAAGCUUGAUGAAGUUGCCUGUUUUUAACUGGUCAUUUCACCUUAUUGAGUUUAUCCCGGUAGAGCGCAAGUGGGAGAUUGAUGAGGCAAUCAUCCGAAGGAGGCUAUCAGAAUUUAAGAAUCCCAGGGAUCCCCUUUGGCUGGCAGUUUUUCCUGAAGGCACUGAUUAUACUGAGAAGAAAUGUAUCAGAAGUCAGGAGUAUGCAGUAGAGCAUGGUUUGCCUAUUCUGAAAAAUGUACUACUUCCAAAGACAAAGGGAUUCAAUUGCUGUUUGCAAGAGCUGAGGAGUUCUAUAGAUGCUGUUUAUGAUAUCACAAUCGCAUAUAAACAUCGGCUACCGACUUUUCUGGACAACGUUUAUGGCAUUGAUCCUUCCGAAGUCCACAUCCAUAUCAACGGCAUCCAAGUCUCUGACAUACCGACAUCAGAAGACGAAGUGGCUGCCUGGUUGAUCGAGCGGUUCCGGUUGAAGGACGAGCUCCUGUCCAAUUACUCGAAACUAGGCCACUUCCCGAACGAAGGGACUGAAGGGGAACUGUCAACACUCAAAUGCCUCGCAAAUUUCACAGCGGUGGUCAGUGCUACGGGCAUCCUCACGUACCUGACCCUGUUCUCGUCCGUGUGGUUCAAGGUUUUCGUAGCCUUUAGCUGUGUGCUUCUUACGGUCACGACCUGCUACUCUAUACAUCUGCCCCAGCUGAUAGGUUCCCCUGAGGUGAGCACCCGUGCGAAGGUGGCUUGAUUCUGAACUUGUGUUGUAACUGAAAGCUGGAUGGCACAGCUCGGAACCGCCACGCCCGGAGUGUAUGUGCAUAUGAGUUCAACGUGUAUCUGUUACUGGGAACAUUGUGUUUGGUUCAGCUGUUGGGAGUAUU